UGUCAGCAAUUGACCAUAUCAAAAAGGGCAAGGUGGGUAACGGAUCACUCCUUCAGUUUCAGAGGCGAAAUGCUAGCAUAUUCCCUCGCCUUUUCUCAAGCCCGAACCUGUUGAACCCUGAAGCUCCCCACUUCCCUUAUUUUCAAACAGAUAGAGAUCAAACCCAAAUUUUUUUUUUAUAGAAUUAUUCUUCAAUUCUCAAAGCUAAAGCUGUAGAUUUUCUCCUCUGCUUUCGUUGGAUCUCAUACUUUCCACGUCUGUGUGAUCUCUUUAAUAAGGUUCAGGGAAUUGGUUUAUUAAUAAAAUAAUAAUGAUGGAGAGGGCAGAGUCGGCGCAGAAGCUAUAUACACGUAUGCGUCUCUGGGAAUUUCCAGAUGAGUAUGUGAUUGAACCAACCGAUGGAUCUUCUAGUUCUCUUUUGGCUGUUAGUCGUGUUGAUGGUUCCAUGAAACUCAUUGGUGGAGUUCCAGAAUGCAGCUCUCUUCGUGUUCCUAAAAUUAGGACUAUUUUUGGUGUAGUUGGAAUGCUUAAGCUUGUAGCAGGGUCAUACUUAAUUGUUAUAUCAGAACGGGAAUGUGUUGGAUCAUACUUGGGACAUCCUAUCUUCAAAAUUUCAUCAUUGAAGGUUUUGCCUUGCGAUCACUCUCUUAAAAAUUCCUCUGCAGAACAGAAAAAGGUGGAGACUGAAUUCUCUGGGCUGCUUAGUGUUGCCGAGCGGACUUGUGGUCUUUAUUUCUCAUAUGACACCAAUUUAACACUGAGUGCACAGCGAUUGCACGAUUUGGGUGAUGAAUCUAAAUUACUUCCACUUUGGAGACAGGCAGAGCCCAGGUUUCUAUGGAACAAUUAUAUGUUGGAAGUGCUCAUAGAUAAUAAGCUUGAUCCAUAUCUGCUUCCUGUUGUCCAAGGGAGCUUUCAGAACUUCCAAGCAGCCAUUGGAAAAGAUAUAAUUGAAGUUACUCUGUUCGCUAGGAGAUGCACAAGGAGAAAUGGCACUCGCAUGUGGAGAAGAGGAGCUGAUCCUGAUGGGUAUGUUGCCAAUUUUGUAGAAUCUGAACAAAUUGUACAUUUGAACGGGUUUACAACAUCAUUUGUUCAGGUUCGGGGUUCAAUGCCAUUUCUUUGGGAGCAGAUUGUCAAUUUGACAUAUAAGCCUAAGUUUGAGAUUGUCAAAUCUGAGGAUGCUCCUCAAGUAGCGGAGCGGCAUUUUCUGGAUUUGAGAAAGAAAUAUGGGUUUGUAUUAGCAGUUGACCUUGUCAAUAAGCAUGGAGGUGAGGGACGCUUAAGCGAAAAAUUUGCCAGUGCAAUGCAGCACAUCAUUAGUGAUGAUGUAAGAUAUCUGCACUUCGAUUUUCACAAAAUCUGUGGGCAUAUUCACUUUGAGCGCCUUUCUAUCCUUUAUGACCAAAUUGCGGAUUUCCUUGAGAAAAGUGGGUACCUUUUGUUGAAUGAAAAGGAUGAGAAAAUAAAGGAGCAAAUUGGGGUUGUAAGGACCAACUGCAUUGAUUGCUUAGACCGUACAAAUGUUACCCAGAGCAUGAUUGGUCGAAGAAUGUUAGAAAUCCAACUUAGAAGGAUUGGUGUUUUUGGUGCAGAAGAAACAAUUAGCUCACAUCCAAAUUUUGAUGAAAGCUUUAAAAUAUUGUGGGCCAAUCAUGGGGAUGACAUAAGCAUUCAAUAUUCUGGAACUCCUGCUUUAAAAGGAGAUUUUGUAAGAUGUGGCCAGAGGACAGCCCAAGGGAUCCUUAAAGAUGGUUGGAAUGCACUUGCUCGCUAUUAUUUCAAUAACUUCUCUGAUGGUAUAAAACAGGAUGCAAUUGAUCUCUUACAUGGACAUUACAUUGUUUCUGUGAGCAGAGAUAUGACCCCUCCAUCUCAAACAGGAGGCCUUGAGAAUAUUGCUUCUUUUCCGCUGGCUUUAUCAUUGGUCUUGGCUGGGUUCUUUUUUUCCAUGAUGUCACUCUGGCAAGUUCGAUAUGAUCUUCGGCACUUGUUCUUCUCGAUUAUAUGGGCAAGCAUUACUGUUGCUAUUGCAGCAUUUGUGAGGGCCAAUGGACGGAUUUUCUGCAAUCGGCCACGUCUGCAUAAACCUCGGCAUUGAUUAUAGGUUCAGAAUGCUCUGGCAUAUAUGACUUUCCUGUGAAUUCUUAGGUGGUGCUUAUUUUUUGUUCUUCCAUAAUUUUGUUUGGUCUCCUCUACAUAGCUUUGAUACGCGAUAAAUUCAUGCAUUUGUUGGCCUGAAAGGCAAUUUCUUUUUUGUUGUAUUUCAUUUUUAUUGUGUCAUGUAUUAUUGGAUUUUCUUUAUGGUUCAAGCUCAAAAUAUUUAGGUGGUAGGGUUAGAGGAAUUGUUUACAGCUUGAACCUUUCUGUAUCAAACCUACCAUGGCCAAAAUUGGUAGUAAUUAUAACUUUGUAUAAUGGUUGGUGCCUAUUUUAUAUUUAAAGCAAUUAAGAAGUUUGAGCUUUA
This is a messenger RNA of Hevea brasiliensis (rubber tree), 2467 nucleotides long. Its product is annotated as phosphoinositide phosphatase SAC6. Gene Ontology annotation, molecular function: phosphatidylinositol-4-phosphate phosphatase activity. Gene Ontology annotation, biological process: phosphatidylinositol dephosphorylation. The record is from RefSeq and is a predicted model, not a curated record. NCBI's taxonomy places the organism in Eukaryota, Viridiplantae, Streptophyta, Magnoliopsida, Malpighiales, Euphorbiaceae. Gene Ontology annotation, cellular component: endoplasmic reticulum. The coding region runs from base 311 to 2101 and encodes 596 amino acids. The transcript is spliced from 21 exons.